AUGUCCAACAGCAGCUCCAUCAGCCACUUCCUCCUGCUGGCAUUGGCAGACAGGCGGCAGCUGCAGCUCCUGCACUUCUGCCUCUUGCUGGGCAUCUCCCUGGCUGCCCUCCUGGGCAACGGCCUCAUCAUCAGCGCCGUAGCCUGCGGCCACCACCUGCAUACGCCCAUGUUCUUCUUCCUGCUCAACCUGGCCCUCAGCGACCUGGGCUCCAUCUGCACCACUGUCCCCAAAGCCAUGCACAAUUCCCUCUGGGACACCACCACCAUCUCCUACACAGGAUGUGCUGCACAGCUCUUUUUCUUUGUCUUUUUCAUCUCAGCAGAAUUUUCCCUCCUGACCAUCAUGUGCUACGACCGCUACGUGUCCAUCUGCAAACCCCUGCACUACGGGACCCUCCUGGGCAGCAGAGCUUGUGCCCACAUGGCAGCAGCUGCCUGGGCCAGUGCCUUUCUCUAUUCACUGCUGCACACGGCCAAUACAUUUUCUCUGCCCCUGUGCCAUGGCAAUUCCCUAGGCCAGUUCUUCUGUGAAAUCCCUGCAAUCCUCAAGCUGUCGUGCUCCAAAUCCUAUCUCAGGGAACUGGGGCUACUUAUGGGUAGUGCUUUUCUGUUAUUUAGUUGUUUUGUGUUCAUUGUUUUCUCAUAUGUGCAGAUCUUCAGGGCUGUGCUGAGGAUCCCCUCUGAGCAGGGACGGCACAAAGCCUUUUCCACCUGCCUCCCUCACCUGGCUGUGGUCUCACUGUUCAUCAGCACUGGUAUAUUUGCUCACGUGAAGCCCCCUUCCAUCUCCUCCACAUCCCUGGAUCUGGCCCUGUCAGUUCUGUACUCGGUGGUGCCUCCAGCCCUGAACCCCCUCAUCUACAGCCUGAGGAACGAGGAGCUCAAGGCUGCUGUGAGGAGGCUGAUGACUAGAUGAUUUCAGGAACAUGAAACUCUUGGGCAAUUGCUGCAAACCACUUGUAAUAAAAGUCACCUUUGAUAUUUCUUCUUGGUUUGG
Molecule: messenger RNA, 999 nt
Organism: Passer domesticus (house sparrow)
Lineage: Eukaryota; Metazoa; Chordata; Aves; Passeriformes; Passeridae
Product: olfactory receptor 14J1-like
Exons: 1
Coding region: 1-918 (305 amino acids)
Biological process (GO): detection of chemical stimulus involved in sensory perception of smell; G protein-coupled receptor signaling pathway
Cellular component (GO): plasma membrane
Molecular function (GO): olfactory receptor activity; G protein-coupled receptor activity
Source: RefSeq, a predicted model, not a curated record